Symbiodinium sp. CCMP2592 is the source of this 2493-nucleotide messenger RNA. NCBI's taxonomy places the organism in Eukaryota, Dinophyceae, Suessiales, Symbiodiniaceae. The record is from the annotation of a GenBank genome assembly.
AUGGCCAUUGCCAUGGACACCGGUGGGCAGGGAGUUAACUCGCAGUUACUGGAUGACUACUACAGAGCGAAAGAUUCGACCGAAAGCCACGAGGUAGAGACUCGCGUCCAGAAGCUGAUCUCACUCUCCAGGAGCCGCUCUCCGAGUGCUCAAAAAGAGAAGAAAGAAAGAGGAAGAGCCGACCCCAAGGAUGGGAAAACUAAGAGGGAGAGGGAGAAGUCGGAGAAGCAGAGCAAGCCGAAGGCGGAGGAAGAGGCUCACGUUCUGGGCGCUUGGCUCCAGGAUGCGCACGUCCUGGAGCUCCUCAAGCUGCACGCAGAUGGAAAGAAGAAGGGCAGCGUACCCCAGACGAAGGCCACAGACAAGGGCACUGGCAAAAGGAUGCCAGCAGCGGAGCCAAAGCAUGAUGCCGGCAUGGCAAUGGCGACAGAGUUCACGGCCCUGAAGGGCUUGGUCCAGAAAGCCGAUGCUUCCGAGCUCUCCGCACAGCUGGCUCGAGCACCCUUGGCCUGGGAGUUCCUCUUGACCUUCGGAGCAAAGAAGCCCUUCUACAGGUCGCACCUCUGCCAAGUGGUCGAGGCCUUGCUGGCACAGCCCAGAUGGCGGGAGGUUUAUGCCAGCAGCCAGGAGCUGCAAGAGAAGGCUGCCGAUCCCGUGCUUCAUGCGGACAUCAAGAAGGCCUUGGCUACGGUGCCAGCGGCACCCGCAGCCGCAGCCGCUGCCAAGAAGGAGGAGAAGCAACGAGCAGGUCCGAGCAAAGACGUCGAGUGGCCGAGCUGGGAAGUGCUCCAGGAGGUGGUACAAAAGGAGACCUUCAUGGCUGCCAACGAGGAGUUUCGGGUUUUGAGGCUAGCUGUGCUUGCGGCAGAUCCCGUGCAACUGGCCAGUCAGGUGGCGCACGCGCCAAUGGUGUGGGAGUUCAUCGCCGGGUUCGCCGCGAAGAAGUCACACUUCAGGUCCCAGGUGGUGGAAGUGACCAGUGCUUUGCGGAAGGAACGUGGCUGGGAUGAAGCUCUCGAGGCCUUCUUGCAGGUGAAAUGCAGCAGUUGCAACGAACGAUGCACGUUGCACGACACGAACUCGAAGACGCAAGAUGAUGCCACUUCCUGCGAGAUCUCCUUCCCUCUCCAUGAGUGGACUGCGAUGUUGCAUAGGGCAGCUGGGUCGUGGAGAAUUCGCCCCAGUCGCCGUUCUGAGAUUCCGCUGCAGGCUGCCCAGCCUUCCCUGCGCAGCCGCAUCAACGAGUUGCCUGAAGCGGCUGCAGCGGUAGAUCCUGACGCCUCAGGUCGUGCCGACCAAUCUCCUGCAGCUUCUGGUGGAGACUCCAGUCUGGGCGAUGUCGGCGAGGAGAGCCCAGAGCUGACAGUGGCCUUCAUGACCUUCAGGCCAGCUCAGGAAAGCAGUGGCGAAAACGUGGGCUGCGUGGGAAGCUCGCCGGCAGACGUCGGGCCCGACUACUACGAGGAGUCUUACGGCUGCUCUUCGCUGGACGUGUGCAAGACCAAGUGCAUCUACAACGUGAAAUGUGUAGGCAUCGAGUACAGCGAGGGAGACGACGGCCGCUGCAGGGUCUGGACCCGCCAGGAGGGCAUCGGAGGAACGGUCCCCUUGACGAACUACGUUUGCCUGCAGUACGGCCACAACUUGACCUCAGGUGAGUAUUGCUGGAGCUUCUUGCGGGUCGAGGGCAAUGGUGGGCCGGGGACACCGGACAAGUACAAGUGCCUCGAGGCGCAGACAUUCGAGGUUGCAAACAUCAUUGACUACGGCCGAAUCCUGACGCUGUACUGGGCAGUUCGGGCUCCUGAUGGAGCCACAUUUGCGCUUUACUAUUCCGUCAGCUACCUCCUGGACUGUAUAGACGGCUACGCAGCACGUGCCCUCAACCAGGAGUCUCGCUUGGGCUACUACUUAGACAUGGUAAUUGACCGCGUCUCUUCCUGCUUGUGCCUGCACUUUGCCGCCAAAUCCGUUCUCGAAGGUCGGACAUGCUUUGGAGCCAGCGCGGCCCCCAUCGUCGCAGCCAUUCUUCGAAGCCUCAUUGUGUUGGUGGAAAUUGUGGCUCACGUUUCCGUCAUGUUCCUCUCAGAAGUUCUUGGCGUUCACCAAAAGCAGAUGGGGUAUGACUACACCAUCGUGCGGAAAUACUUGAGCGACAAGAGGUACUUGUUCUGGUCCUGCCUCAGCUUCGAGCUGUUUGGGCUCAGCCUGAUCGUCAACGCGACCCCGGUGGUUCUCAUCAGCCUGCCCGGCUUCAUUUUCCGUGCAGCGGCCAACAUCUGCCGGUUAAUAUCCAUUCUGACGAGAAAGGAGUCCAGGAGAUGGACGGAAGAGGAGGACGCCCGGCAGUCGUCUCGAGAGAAAGUGCGACGAGGCUCUUCCGACAGGCUUGGCAACCACCGUGCAGCUAGCCCGGAGGGCGCACAGGUCGUCCGCAGAAAGCGCAGCAACGAGAGCACGCAGGCAUCUGCAGAGAAGGAGCCUGCGCAAUAG